UUAGUGGGCGGGUCGGAGUGGAGCAGAACUAGCUGUCAGUGAGAGAGAAACACCUACAGUGCUCGCUUCGUGUUUGCACAUUAAACAAGUGUGUUACUCCACAGACGGACGUUUCCUUUUCUUCGUUUUCCACCGCGACAACGCGGCUGGGUGGAGUUGUGUUUGCGAGUCUUUCGCCGCUUAUCAUUUUGUACCGGAGAAGGGAGAAGAAGAAGAAGAAAACGACCACGGCGAAAGGGAAGAAGAAGCAGCGCGAAACAUGGCCACUACAACCUGCACACGAUUCACGGACGAGUAUCAGCUGUACGAGGAGCUGGGCAAGGGAGCCUUUUCAGUGGUGCGCAGAUGUGUCAAGCUCUGCACGGGACAGGAAUACGCGGCCAAAAUCAUCAACACCAAAAAGUUAUCUGCGAGAGAUCACCAAAAGCUGGAGCGAGAGGCUCGAAUCUGUCGCCUGCUCAAGCACCCAAACAUCGUUCGUCUUCAUGACAGUAUAUCAGAGGAAGGCUUCCACUACCUCCUCUUUGACUUGGUGACCGGAGGUGAACUGUUCGAGGACAUUGUAGCCAGAGAGUACUACAGUGAGGCAGAUGCCAGUCAUUGCAUCCAGCAGAUCCUGGAGGCGGUGCUUCACUGCCAUCAAAUGGGCGUGGUGCACCGAGACCUGAAGCCAGAGAACCUGCUCCUGGCGAGCAAAUGCAAGAACGCAGCGGUGAAGCUGGCAGACUUUGGUCUGGCCAUCGAGGUCCAGGGAGACCAGCAGGCCUGGUUUGGCUUUGCAGGCACGCCAGGCUACCUGUCACCCGAGGUCCUGAGGAAGGAGGCGUAUGGCAAACCCGUGGACAUCUGGGCCUGCGGGGUGAUCCUCUACAUCCUGCUGGUGGGCUACCCUCCUUUCUGGGACGAGGACCAGCACAAGCUGUACCAGCAGAUCAAGGCUGGGGCCUACGACUUCCCUUCCCCAGAGUGGGACACGGUGACCCCUGAGGCCAAAAACCUGAUCAACCAGAUGCUGACCAUCAACCCGGCCAAGAGGAUCACCGCCCAGGAGGCCCUCAAGCACCCGUGGGUCUGUCAACGGUCCACGGUGGCGUCCAUGAUGCACAGACAGGAGACCGUGGAGUGCCUGAAGAAGUUCAAUGCCAGGAGGAAACUGAAGGGAGCCAUCCUCACCACCAUGCUGGUCUCUCGAAACUUCUCCGCAGCCAAGACUUUGCUCAACAAGAAGGCCGAUGUCAAGCCUCAGACAAACAGCACCAAAAACAGCAUAGUCACCAGCCCAAAAGGAAACAUCCCUUCACCUGCUCUGGAGUCCUCGGACAGCAGCAACACCACCGUGGAGGAUGAGGACGUGAAAGCGGCCGCCAAGUUUGCUGACCUUCUGGGCUCCGUGCGCAGGGGCUCAGGGCCCACGUCGGACGGAGAAGGCCGGUCCGCCACCCCGCCCCCCGCCGCCCUCUCCUCCCCCUCCCCCUCCCCCUCUCGCACGCACGCCCCCGCCGUCCCAAUGCAGAUGUCCAGGCUCACGGACUUGGUGAGCAGCGUUCGCAGGGUGCCACCGGGCCCACCGCCUGCGGCGGAACCCGACGCCGCCACCCCCAGGCCCACGCCUCCUCCCGCUCCUGUGCAGGCCACCUCCCCGCCUCCCCCCCCUCACGCACCGUCCAGCCCCUCCCCUUCCUCCUCCCAGAUCCGCAAACAGGAAAUCAUCAAGAUCACAGAGCAGCUCAUCGAGGCCAUCAACAACGGAGACUUUGAGGCGUACGCCAAGAUCUGCGACCCCGGCCUGACGUCCUUUGAGCCGGAGGCCCUGGGCAACCUGGUGGAGGGCAUGGACUUCCAUCGAUUCUACUUUGAGAACCUUCUGGCCAAGAACAGCAAGCCCAUCCACACCACCAUCCUCAACCCGCACGUCCACCUGAUUGGCGAGGACGCCGCCUGCAUCGCCUACAUCCGCCUCACGCAGUUUGUGGACGGACAGGGAAGGCCGCGCUCCAGCCAGUCGGAGGAAACCCGCGUGUGGCACCGCCGGGACGCCAAGUGGCAGAACAUCCACUUUCACUGCUCGGGCGCCCCCGCCGCUCCGCUGCAGUGAGAUGUUCGUCCUUCCUUUUGUGUGUGUGUAUGUGUGUGUGUGGGGGGGGGGGGGGGGGGCUCAGCGGAGGGAGGAAGAGCAGGUGAUGACCACAGGAACUUGACAAGCCGAUGGGCUGCCACCGCCGCUACCGCCGCCAUUGCCACUGGAGGGCGUGGCGGCUCCUUGGUGAUUCCUUCUUCUUCCUGGCGCUCUCCUUUGCUUUGUCUUUCUUUGACCUUCUUUUGUCUUUGUUUUUGUCCUUCUUUGUCUUUGUCAAGCCACUCUUGUCUCACUGCACUGGAAAUGUCAAAGUACUAUCAUUAUUACUACUACUAUUACUACUAUUACACAUUUGUAUCAUGGAAUUUAUUAUUAUUGAUGCCAGUGGUUUCUAGUUCAAGGAUUUUUGUCCACCUUUUUAAGGAAGCAUGUACCCCCCCUCCCUCCACCAAUACAAUGGUUGUUUUUUAUGGUGGAUAUUAUGUGGAAAUGAUACUUUUUGUAUUUGCCUUUUGUGUUCUCACCCUUUCUUUACAUAUACAGUACUACUUCUGCUUUGGGGCGGGGUCACCUGUCACUCUGGAAUCUCAACGUGUGUGUGUGGGGGGUGGAGAGGUCUGAAGAUGGGGGUAGGGGCGAAAGAAGUGAAAAGUCAUAAUUUUUAGGUAAAAUCCUCGGAAUUCUGAUAUUUAAAAAAAAUGGGUAUCAAGUAUCAGAUAAUCAGAUUUAAUAUUUAUGAGAUACAAUUUUUUUUAAUUAUGACAUUAGAAAUAAAAACUAUAUAAAACAUUGAAAUUAUGAAAUGAGAUUUAAAAAAGUGUAGUCAAAAUGAUCAGAUAUAAAUUCUCAUAAUAUAAUUAUAUAAUAUUAAUAUUAAUGAAUAUAAUUAUGAGAUCAAAAAUUCACAAUUGUGGGAUGAGUUAAGUCUAAGUUUAAAUUAUGAGAUGAUAUUUAGAAAAUUAUGAGAUGAAAAGUCUAAUAGUAGUGAGAUGAAAAGUCUCAUAAUUAUGAGAUAUAAUUAUGAGACUUGGAAAUUAUGAGAUGAGCUCAAGAGUCAUAAAUGAGAAAAAAAUUAUCUGAAAAGUGAAAAUGCUCAAAGUCCAUGCUAGUAUGCUGGAGCCUACCCCAGCUGACAUUUUGGGGAGAGGCGGGGUCCAGCCAAUGGCAGGGCACAAAUAGACAAAAAUAGAAAUGUGGGGAUUAAAAAUGAAAAGUCACAGUGUGUAUCUGAUAAUGCUGACUUUUUAUUGGAUCAUUUCGAGUUUUCCUGGGAUAUUUUCUUCUUCCAGUGAUGGAGACAGGAAACAGGCUUUUGUUUUAUUAAAAGGACAAUCAAGGAUGAAAGGUUUUUUAAUGCUAUGAAUUUUUGGUGAUGAUUUUUGAAUGUUAUGUUAUUUCCGAGGUGGUCAUCCUUAGUUGGCCCUGCCCCCUUAGCCAUGUGUGUGUGUGGGGAGGGGGGGUGAGAUAGCUCCCUGACCCCUCCCACCAGGAAAUGGCAGCAUGUCGAGUCCACACGUGUUGUUGUUUCUUCGUGUUUACACUUUUCUAUCAGAGACUCACUUGGUCUUCUAAACGAGCCUGUUAGCUUCUUGCCGUCUUUUUGCAUGAACGUCAGCAGGACACUUUGUGUGUGUGUGUGUUGGUUUUUAACCUUUUUGUCCGCCUCUUUUCCUUCCUCACGCCAAUUUUGGCUUUUCUGUCUAUUUUCUCAGCUUUGGUAUAGAUAUUUUUGUCUCCAGAUGAUAUAAUGCAGACAUCUCUCUCUAUAUAUAUAUAUAUGUACACACAAUAUAUAUAUUGAAAUAUUUAUGGAUAUGCAGUAUAUAUAUGUAUAUAUUUAUAUACAUAUAUAUAUAUAUGAAAAGUAAGUUUGUCCAUGAGGAUUUUGCAUGUUUUUUUGUACAUAAACGCUGAGAGAAGGUACGUUGUGGAGCUCCAGCAGGGGGCGCAACACGGUCAAGCACAAACAAAAAGUGGCGAGCUUCCACAGACACGAAAGACCACCGAUCGGCAGACGCUUGCGAGGAGGCGCCCGCCUCCGUUUGGUCGACGCCUUGUCUCUUUUGUUGCUGUGACUUUUUCUUUCUGUUGUUGUCAUGGAUACGAUGAUCUGUGAUCUGUGGUGUGCUUCACAUGCUUUUCUCUUCCUUGUGCUAUCAGCUGUGAUCAAUAAAAUGGACAUCCAUGUACACAAACGGCA
Molecule: messenger RNA, 4277 nt
Organism: Doryrhamphus excisus (bluestripe pipefish)
Lineage: Eukaryota; Metazoa; Chordata; Actinopteri; Syngnathiformes; Syngnathidae
Source: RefSeq, a predicted model, not a curated record